UGCCUCAGCUGUGAGAGGCCCAACUCCCCUUGGCUGGCUGUCAUCCCAGAGCAGAGGCAGAGAGACACAGAGACUGAGGGUGAAGAGAAAAUUAAAGUGUAAAGUAGACUAGAAAGAGGCAAGUGUUUGAGGAAGUUGUUUUAAAAGAAGAAGAAGAAGAAGAAGAAAGGUUUACGGACUUGAGUUGUGUGUAGCAAGGCUCCUGCAGGUCGUUUUUCAAUAGUUUAUUUUUAACUGUAGCCAGUGCGCAGGCGGUUUGCAUUCGGAGUUUACAGCCAUGGCGGAUACAGGUGUCAAGAAGGCGCACGUAGAAGAGCAUUACGAUGACGACGACGAGGUAGCUCUGGUGACCGCCGCCACAGAGCCGGCUGUAGACGACGAUGAUGAUGAUCUUUCUGAAGACCCUUCUGAGGAGGUGGACCUGGAACUGGCCACCGGACCUGGAGGCAAGACUGAAGCACAGAUGAAUGGGGUCAUGGUCCUGUCUCUGCUCGACAAGAUUAUCGGCGUAGUAGACCAGAUCCAGCAGACCCAGAAUGGGCUGGAGGCCCGGCAGGGGGCCAUGGAGAAGUCAGUGUCAACCAUCCAAGGGGAGCUGGCUAAGAUGUCCAAGAAUCACGUCGGCACAACCCACACUGUCAACAAAAUGCUCGAUAAGAUACGCAAGGUCAGCGUCAACGUCAAGUCGGUGAGGAACAACCUGGAGAAGCAGGCGGGCCAGAUCAAGAAGCUGGAGAGCAACGAGAGCGAGCUGCUCAAGAGACGCAACUUCAAAGUGCUCAUCUACCAGGACAAAGUGAAGCCUCCUAAAACAACCAAAUCCAAGACCGCAGAGACCUUGGUUGAAGGCAUAGCCGUGGAGGGCCUUGAGCAGAUACCUGAGGGACAAGAAGAAGUUCAAGACCAUCCCAACUCCGAUGAAGAGGUGGAGAUUGAGGAGAUUAUCGAGGAGUCUCGCACCAAGCGCAUCCAACGCACCACCAAGCAGCAAGUGGACAACAUAAAGAAAGCCUUCUCCAAAGAGAAAAUGGAGAAGACCAAAAUAAAGACAAAGGAGAACUUGGAGAAGACCAGGCAGAGAACCCGCGAGAACCUGGAGAAAACAAGACAGAGAACCCGUGACAAAAUGGAGAAAACCAAGCACAGCCUGGGGCAGAAGAUGGGCCAGCUCGGGACCCGCAUGACCCCCAAUAUGGAGCGCAGGGCAAAGAUGAAGAGCUCCAAAGAGAAGGCCAAGAAGUCCCUCAAUCCUGAACACAAGGUCUACGCCCGCUCCACGACCACCGUGUACCGCGUGCCGCCCUUCACCUUCCAUGUGAAGAAGUUCCGAGAAGGAAUGGAGGAGGUGGUGCCAAACACGGAGAUGGAUGAGGUGGCCGACGAUGAAGGAGAGCCAGGGGGAGAGGAGAACGGGCUGGGGGUGCACGUGGAGGUGGAGGAUGGGCAGCUGGUGAGGGUAGACAGCCCAGAGAUGGAGGCUCUGUUGGAGGUGACUGAGGACUUCCAGCUGGUCAGGGUGGAGCCGGACCUUCCAAAGGCCCAAAGCGAGUAGAGCAUCCCAACUCUGUGUCCUAUGAAGGAGGAAAUGAAAGGAUGAGGAAGGGAACAUUAGACACAAUAUUAGUCGUGGGGACUUUAUAGACGUGAUCACAAUCUAUGAUAUAUUUUUUGAUUUCUGUUCUCUUUUUAUUUUACCCAACAGGGAUGACUUUCAUAUUUGCUCUUCUUUAGCGAAAAACCAAAAAGGCUAGCUUUUAAAACAUGGUGCAGGCUGAAUGGUUGUGUAUGUUAAAGCUAAUUGCUGUUUGUUGUGGGUUUGAUAAUUUGUGUGGAUAUAAGAAUAAAAAAGGUAUAAAUAGUCUUUGCUAUUGACGAUGUAAUGUAUAACCUUAUAUUUGCCAUGUAUGAUAUGCACAUUUGUAGGUAACAGGAAGUUGUUGGCAGGAUUUAUGCUUAAUCGAUGGAUUUAGAGAUGUAAUGUGCAAGAGUGAAACAAACAGGAAAACAUGUAAAGGUGUAGAUCUACAGAGAAAAAUCAAACAUAAAUUACAAUUUAUGUAAAUUACUGAAAAUAUAGACGUAAUUUCAAAUAAAUUGUAUUUAAAACAUUAGAACAAUAUCAAAUAUUUAUAGAGUAGCAUAUAGCACCCGAAUAAACAGCUUAAGUACAUGUUGUGUACAAACAUUUUAGGAAAAGAAUGUUUUACCAUUUUGGACUUUUUUUGUGUUUUGAUUUUCAUUUCUUUAAAGAUUGUAACAAAGGAUCAUAAGGCCUUAAAAUAAUCGGUAGUCCACCGCUGAGUUUUAAGUUGUACUAUAUUAUGUAGCAAAAUACCUUUUUUUGUGUCACUAAUUCAGAUAAAUAUUAUAAUGAAAUACUCAAACUGAUGUCAAUAAGGUGUAGAUUGUAGCCUUUUUUAUCUUUACAAUGCAUGCAUGUACCAACUUUCCACAUAGCUCUGCAAACUGGAUUAGAAAAACUGUGUCGCCAUGGUCACAGCUCAUCAUAGUACAUUUGCAGAUUACAUUACAUGUCACUUGGUAGACGCUUUUAUCCAAAGCAAUUUACAUACAUUCAGUACUGUGGGCAAUCCCCACAGGAGCAAUUUGGGGUGAAGUGUCUUGCCCAGGGACACAACGACAUGCUGACUGCAGUGGGACUCAAACUUGCUAUCCCCUGAUUCGAAGUCCAUGAUACUAUCCACUGAGCCACAGCCUCCUAGCAGAUCCCUAACACAUUUAUCAAGGUAAUUGCAGGCAGAAAAGAAUGAUAGCGUGAAAAGCAGGAUGACAGUUUAAUGACUCGUGGAGAUGCAAAUGUCAUCCUAAAUGCAGUCGAAGGGAGAAAGCCAUUCUGAAUGGCAAGGUACUUCAAUAAAUGUCAGAGAAGAUCUUGUCAACAAAUUAUUUUUGCAGAGACCAGGUGCAAUAUUGUGUAUCAGUGAUGUCUACACUGAUUUAAAAGCCUGCAUCUUUGUACAACAAGUUAGAAAAUACGUUUUUUAAAUAAGUAGAGGAAGCUAAAAUAAUUGAAUUGUAAAUAUUCAAAGUCUGAAGAAAACUGGCAAAGCCAGUGUUCCAUCAUUGCACUUUUGACCAUGUACGGCAAGCACACAGUGCUCCGGACAAAGGGAAGGUGAAUGCAUGGCUUCCAUUUUCAUCCCUAGAGGCUCUGUGAUCUUGAUGUGGUGCAGACAUGCAGAAGCCCACUGUGUAGCGUGGAGAACCAUUAAAAAUAAUCAAUGGGCUGGGGAAUUCAAUUAAGGAGAGUGCUCUCUCUGAGCACUGACCAGGGUAGAGAACAGUGAGAAGAACAGAGGAAAGUGUGUGUUUGUUUGAUUGUGAAGAGUGUGUCGAUACAAUAUACCCAAUACCCUUGGCAUCAAGUUCACAUUUCAAAGAAGCAAAGAAAUCAAUUACAGGCCUCUGACAUCACAUAUCACAUUAUAAUUAUUAAAGUUUUAUAUAUAAUUAAAUGUCUGUAGUGAUUAUUUACACAAACAUUGACAUUGUUUUGCACAGCAAACAUUAAACACUUUUAAAAUA
Molecule: messenger RNA, 3546 nt
Organism: Notothenia coriiceps (black rockcod)
Lineage: Eukaryota; Metazoa; Chordata; Actinopteri; Perciformes; Nototheniidae
Gene: cavin1
Product: caveolae associated protein 1
Exons: 2
Coding region: 278-1552 (424 amino acids)
Biological process (GO): transcription initiation at RNA polymerase I promoter; termination of RNA polymerase I transcription
Cellular component (GO): cytoplasm; caveola
Molecular function (GO): rRNA primary transcript binding
Source: RefSeq, a predicted model, not a curated record